AUGGCAAAUACUUUUAUCUACUCAAAGUAUAAUGAGGCGAGCCAAAAUACCGCGGGAGGCACAUUAACAUAUAUGUAUCGUUGGAAAAUCACAAAUUGGAGCGAUGUGCGACCUUUCGUAGAACAUACCAGCCCUUCCUUUAGUGCCGACGGACUCCAUUGUACUAAAUACACUGGAAUUCUACAAAGGGUCUUCAAGUUUUAUAAAGGACGCCAGAGAAACCCACAGGCGAUCUCCCUGUAUUUGGGUAUUUUAGAGACAACUCCCGGAUGUUUAAGAGGAAUUCGGAAAAAAGUUUCGAUCGUUUUUGUGCUAGAGAAUUUGCGUACGCGGGGAAUGGAUUUUGGGAAAAUGGAGUUACCAGUCUGGUUUUGUGAACAUCAUUCAACAUGGGGGGAAGAGAAUCUAAUGUCGCUAGACGAAAUGGAUAGAUUCAUCAGCAACGACACAAUAUCGCUUCUUGUAAAAUUCGAGGUCCAAGAAUCAAUCAUUGACGCACCACCAACAAUCACCAACCCAUUUGCAAAACUAGUAGACUCGCCUCAAUUCUCUGACGUAACAUUCCGCGUUAUCGAUGAAUACGCUCGCGAAAAAUUAUUCUACGCGCACAAAGGUAUAUUGGCAAGUGCAUCACCAGUAUUUGAAGCGAUGCUUACAAACGGAAUGAAGGAAACUUUUGAGGACGAGAUACAAUUAUGUCAAACAAAUCAUGCGGCGUUUCGCGCUUUGUUGACAUUUAUAUAUACGUUCAAGUUUCAUAUUGGGUCGUUAAUUGAAGCGGAAAAGUUGUUGGGAUUGUCGGAUAGAUUUGGAAUCGUGCCGGUGCGUGAAGAGUGUUUGCGGUAUUUUCGUUUGGAAUUGAAUUAUGAUAAUGUUUGGGGAAUUUGGGGAUUGGCAGUAAAAUACACUUGCACCAAAACUAGCAAUACCUGCCGAGAUUACGUUGCUCUUCAUCUUGGUGAUCUAUUGGAUAAACAGUCAACUUUAGAAGCCGAUCCCAAUAUACUUCGCUUAGCACUCGAAAACGAUGAAGCUAAUGUUAGCUCAGAAGAGAAAAUAUUCGAGAUGGUGAUAAGAUGGGCAAACUAUAAUACACAUUUUUCCACAAAGAAUGCAUCUACAGACACGCUUCCACCAUCACCAUCGUCAGUAAACGGUGAUAGAGAUGUAUCCCCGUCACAAAAUGAUGCUUCAGCAUCAAUGCCCUCCGAACUUUCUGAUGAUUGUUCGUUUACUAUAAAUAACAUUAAUAAAUCACGAAAAAAUUCUCAAUCUACAAACUCAGAAAUGGAGGCGAAAGUACCAGAAGAAGAGGAUGUUCAAAAAGUAUCGGAAGAGGAGGAUGAAGAAAAUAAUAGCAGUAGCAGUUCUAACAACGACGAAAUCAACUAUAUUAAUAAGGGAGACGACAUGGAUUCUGAAGAAUUCAAUGAAACCGAGAUAUUUCCAAGACCCUGGUGUGGUGACAGACUGGCCGCUCUUCCUUCAUUGCUAGAAUGUGUGAGAUUCCCAAUGAUGCAAAAGAGAUACCUGCUCGAGAAGGUUGAAAGCAAUACGAUGGUGAUGUCAGCGGAUGGGAUGAAGGAUUUGUUGAUCGAGGCUUAUCGAUACCAUCUUAUGCCGGACGCUCCUAUUUUGAAACAUUCUUUAAGUGACAGGAAUCGACGACGAAAGAUGAAAUCGGCUGACUAA
Ambispora leptoticha is the source of this 1692-nucleotide messenger RNA. The record is from the annotation of a GenBank genome assembly. NCBI's taxonomy places the organism in Eukaryota, Fungi, Glomeromycota, Glomeromycetes, Archaeosporales, Ambisporaceae.